This is a messenger RNA of Branchiostoma belcheri (Belcher's lancelet), 3650 nucleotides long. RefSeq names its product phosphoglucomutase-2-like. The transcript has 18 exons. Gene Ontology annotation, molecular function: phosphopentomutase activity; magnesium ion binding. Lineage: Eukaryota; Metazoa; Chordata; Leptocardii; Amphioxiformes; Branchiostomatidae. Gene Ontology annotation, biological process: purine ribonucleoside salvage; carbohydrate metabolic process. The record is from RefSeq and is a predicted model, not a curated record. The coding region runs from base 19 to 1866 and encodes 615 amino acids.
GCUGCGUUCCUGCAGAAAAUGGCGGCGGAGUCCGAAGUGGGCGGAACAGGAGCGGGGGAAACCCUGCCGUCUGUCGGCGACCCGGAGUUGGACGGGCUCGUACGGCAGUGGAUGGGGUGGGACAAGACUGAGGCUACCCGAGGGGUUCUGAAGCAGCUGGUCCUUGACAAGAAUGUGGAAGAAAUACGAAGCAGGCUCGGCCAGCGAAUGGCAUUUGGAACUGCAGGUCUGCGGUCCAGGAUGGGAAUGGGUUUUUCCCAGAUGAAUGACCUCACCAUUAUACAAACAGCACAGGGUUUUCUGCGAUACCUGCAGAAGACGUUUCCUGAUUUGCAGAAAACAGGGAUUGUCAUUGGUUUUGACAGUCGACACAACAGCCAAAGGUUUGCCCAGCUGACUGCAGGGAUUUUCUUGCACGCUGAGGUUCCAGUCUUUCUUUUCUCCAAGAUCUGUCCAACUCCCUAUGUGCCUUACAGUGUUCUCCAUCUUGGAUGUUCUGCUGGCGUCAUGGUUACAGCCUCGCACAACCCGAAGGAGGACAACGGAUACAAGGUUUACUGGAACAACGGGUCACAGAUCACCUCCCCCCAUGACAAGGGCAUCGCCAGUUCCAUCAGUGCCAACCUGGAGCCCUGGCAGACAUCCUGGGACGUGUCUGUCUGUGAGCAGAGUCCGCUGUGUCAGGACCCUAUGGACAGGAUCACCAAGGCUUAUUAUCAGGACCUACAGAACUACUGUUGCCAUAGGGAAAACAACCAGCAGACAAGUGUGAAGUUCACAUACACAGCCAUGCACGGGGUGGGGUACCAGUUUGAAGUUCAGGCCUUCCAGGCCUUCAGUCUACCCAGCUUCAUACCUGUGGAGGAACAGAUAAAACCAGACCCUGAGUUCCCAACUGUUAAGUUUCCUAACCCUGAGGAGGGCAAAAGUGCACUGGACCUUGCUAUGCAGACUGCGGAGAAACAUGGUAGUUCUGUGAUCCUGGCCAAUGACCCUGAUGCUGACAGGCUGGCUGUGGCUGAGAGACAAAAUGGUUCCUGGAAGGUUUUUACGGGGAAUGAGCUUGGUGCUCUCCUGGGCUGGUGGGCGUGGCAGUGCUGGAGACAGAAGAACCCAGACAAAGAUACCAAAGAUGUAUGGAUGAUAGCCAGCACUGUAUCAUCUAAGAUUCUCAGGGCCAUCGCAAUCAAAGAAUCCUUCAACUUUGAGGAAACACUUACUGGCUUUAAGUGGAUGGGUAACAAAGCUGAUGAGUUGAUGAAGAAGGGACAGACUGUACUGCUUGCUUUUGAAGAGGCCAUAGGGUUUAUGUAUGGCACUAAUGUGCUGGAUAAGGAUGGGAUCAGUGCGUCUGUGGUGAUGGCAGAGAUGACAUGUUGGCUGGCCAGUCAGAAGCUCAGCCUCACACAGCAACUCAACAGGAUCUUUGAAACCUAUGGUUACCACACAUCAGAGAAUUCUUACUACAUCUGCCACGACCCACCGACCAUUACAAAAAUGUUUGACAGGAUGAGAAACUGGGAUGGCAAAACUGGCCAGUACCCCAGUACUUUGGGCCCAUAUAAAAUCAAGAACAUACGAGAUUUGACAGCAGGGUAUGACAACAGCAAGCCAGAUAACAAACCUGUGCUUCCCACCAGCAAGGCGAGUCAGAUGAUCACCUUCAGCUUUGAAAAUGGCUGUGUGGCGACUUUGAGAACAAGUGGGACGGAGCCCAAGAUCAAAUACUACACAGAGAUGUGCCUGCCGCCUGGCACUGGAGGGUCUCCUGAGUCGGUUGCAGCAGAGCUCCAUGCCAUGGUGGAGACCAUGGUCAAGGAACUCCUGCAGCCAGAAGUGAACGGGCUGAUCGCCAGAAGUGGUUAACAAGUCUAACCUGUAGGGGUAAAGAUAGCUAGCUGUCAUCAGCCCAAAAAAAAAAAAAACUGCCAAGCCCAACCGACUUCUUAUCUUAGUGGUUUCUACAUAAAAUUAUAUGUAUAAUCUUGCACAAGGUUAAUUUCUUGGUUCUAAGAUGAAAAAAAGUAGGCUACUGAAGACAGAUUCUUUUUUCUAUGCAUGGUGCUAUGUCUCAGCUUAGCAGCUGUCUCUCAGAGUAUGAAGGAAAAGUCUGUAUAUUGCUACAAACAGUUUCAGGGAGUGAAUGUACUGUAGUCAGAUUUAAGUCUUUCUCCCAGCCCUUUUUUUAUUAUGACCUCUUGCUGAAUAGUUGAUUGAGAACCAUGAUUAGGAGCACUAAAUGCCCUACAGUGUAUGGUUUGAGCAAUGCCAAUGUGAGGAACUCCACAAUACCUGAAGGGGGGAGGGGUGAUAUUGUAUGUGCUGACACCUACCUACCAACAUGCUUUUGUGGAGGGGUUGAUGUGGUCAGGAUUUUCAUUGGAGUGUUUGGUUUACAUGGCUGUAUGCACGUACAUGUAGAUGAACAACAUACCCCCAAGUUUCCACUGUUAACUUACUGCUGUAUUUUUUGGCGAUGUUUUAGGGAGGAGCCUAAUGGUACAGUAUUGUGUGCAAUUCGCAAGAAUUCUAGGAAUGGUACAGGCAUUUUGUCCACAGGAAUGGAAUGUCCACAGGCAUUUCUCUGACCCACAUCUAUGCCCACAUUCCUGGAAACUCUUGGGAAGACCCAGAAGACCUGUCUGCCACGGAUGGCCCUACUUUCUGUGACCCCGGGGCUCGUUCACUAUACACUCGGGGGAAGGAGUGCACUGUAUCUGUCUUGCUCAAAAUCAUGGAACGAUGGCAGUGCCAUGCAAACAAUAACCCUAUCAUGAACCACCGUCGCCAUGGCAAUGUAUGUUUUCAUUGCCAGUCUUGUUUCUUACCAAAAUCAUGCGGUGGCAGGAUAUGUGGAUGGCAUUGUGACAUUGGGUCUAUCUAUGGCAUUGCAUCUAUGACAUUGAUUUCUAUCUUGCUUUACAGCAAUCUUCUUCACUGUUAGCUUUGUAAUUGUUAAAACCCCAGAACUGCUUACAACAUAUGUAAAUGUUGUAUAAUUAGUUCUUACCCCAAAGUGUCAAAUAUUCUCGAAACUUGAUACUAUAAUACAUGUAGGAUUAGCAUGAAAUAAAUGAAUACUUGCAAGCAAUAAUAAUAAUAAUAUUAAAUGAUAUUUUGCACUUAUUAAGGUCAUACCUCGGGUGAUCGUUGUGAAUGAUCUUGUUUCUUGUGUUUUUUUUUUCCUUUUUGUGAACUGCUACCUGCUUACCUUUGUUUUGUUUUGUUUCUACACAAUAUUAGACUAUCUUCUUCCUGGAGAGCUGAAUGUUUUAUAUCCAUUGUGAAACAACAAUGAAGCAAAAAAAUCUUAAAGAGAAAAAAAUUAGUAGCUUUUUCAAUGCGAUACAAAAAUGCAUAUUAAGCGAUGAGAUGGCAAAAUACUAGUAAUUACCUUCAUCUUGCUGAUCAAAAUUUUGCCAUAACUAGACAUUAGAUAUACUUGUCAUUUUACUUGAUGAUUUGGGUAUAAUUGUUACACUGCAUUUAUGUCAGUCCAUCUUAAAUGAGACUUUAAAAUAAAAGAAGAACCUACGUGUCUGUUUCUGUGACAGUUUGGAACUGAUAAACAUGAUUUUGUUCUCGUGAUGACUUGCUGGGUGACUUUUGUACUUACCAAUAAAAGCAAGAAUGAUGGGUUCAGACUUCAA